UUUAGCAUUUAUAAAAAGAUUAAUAAUGAUAUGAUAAAAUAUGUUUUCUAUAUUGAUGAGAUUAAAAACUUGCUAACACAAUUUCCACGAAAAUCUAAUUACAAUCUAACCGAAAGAUCUUACAAAAUAUUGUUAAAACAGAUAAAGGAUAAUUCGAUAAAACAAACGCAUCAUACUUAUUGGAAAGUUACUCGCGAUUUAAUCGAAAGAUAUAGUAAUGUAAAAAAAGAUCACUUUCUAAAAUUACAAUCCUUAAAAAAUAUGUGGAAUACAUUUAUAACACAAAAUGACCGAGAACAACUUUUGGAAUGGACUGCUUUUUAUUUUGCACAGUAUAUUCAACUAAAUAAGGAUGUAUCUUAUUUGCAUAUAAAAACGUCAUUAGAUCACAUAGCAAAUGAGGUGAUGAAUUGCCUCAGAAAGAAGUAUCCCAACCAUUCGAUAUUCUCCACGUCUGAUGAAACUCUUUCCUAUUGGAAAAACAAUAAUAUCAACAAUAAUCAUUGGAACGAAGCGGAAGGAAUUCAGAUUAUGGAUACACUCAACGAAUAUAUAUUUGGCAAAUUAAACUUUCGACUAUGCAAAUUGACAGACACAAAUUUGACAAACAUGUGUAUAGAUAAUGUUUUACUACGUAAAUGUGGCCAAGAAAUAAUUUUAGUGAUUAUAUAUCACAGUGUGGCCAGGAGACUUGGUCUACGUUGCGAUAUAAUAAAUCUACAACAUUCCAUAUACCAUAUUCGCUACAACAUAUUUUGGAAACCAAACUACGUCACGGAAAGUUUAGAAAAUGCAAGAUGUUUUCACAUACGAUUCAAGAAAUUUCCGAAUAUUUUUGUCGACCAACUAUUAAUAUAUAGAUCGUAUUUAUUUUCUUGGUGGACAAACAGCCGUACCACUCCAAUAAAAGCUAUAGAGAUGCGAGACAAGAAGAUAACUUUGAUUAAGUAUUUGAGAAGUCAAUCUAUAUUAUUCCGUAAAGAAAUAAUGCCCAAGUGUUUGGUUUGAGUGUAAUAAACCUUAAGAUAUGCAUUAUAACAAAUAUUGAUACGUAUACUAGAGUAAAUAACUAAUUGAAAAUUUUAAAUACUUUUAUCUUUAA
Nylanderia fulva is the source of this 1102-nucleotide messenger RNA. The record is from RefSeq and is a predicted model, not a curated record. Lineage: Eukaryota; Metazoa; Arthropoda; Insecta; Hymenoptera; Formicidae.